This is a messenger RNA of Ipomoea triloba (trilobed morning glory), 640 nucleotides long. Its product is annotated as auxin-responsive protein SAUR68-like. Gene Ontology annotation, biological process: response to auxin. The record is from RefSeq and is a predicted model, not a curated record. The transcript has a single exon. Bases 71 to 502 code for a protein of 143 amino acids. NCBI's taxonomy places the organism in Eukaryota, Viridiplantae, Streptophyta, Magnoliopsida, Solanales, Convolvulaceae.
CCUAUCUUUAAACUCUCUAGAAUACCUUAUUCACUCUUCUCCCUAUAUCACUUCUCCAAACAUAAACACCAUGAUAAGUUCCAAGAAGCUCAUCAAGUUGGCUAAGAGAUGGCAGAAGUUUGUUGCCAUUAGAAGGAAGAGGAUUUCGUUUCCUGGGAACAACAAUGAUGCAGAAAGUUGCAGUGCGUCAUCUGCGAUUAGCAAAGGUCACUUUGCGAUCUACACAGCUGAUCAAAAGCGGUUUGUUGUUCCCCUUGUUUUUCUUGACAAUGAAAUCAUCAGACAACUUCUACUGAUAUCUGAAGAAGAAUUUGGUCUUCCAAGUGAUGGUCCUAUUACAUUGCCAUGUGAUGCAGUCUUCAUGGAGUACAUUAUUUCGGUUCUUAGCCAAGGCAUAGGCGUAGAACUCCAGAAUGCUUUGCUCACAUCAGUUACUUCAAAUCGGUGUUCCUCAACCUCAAUGCAUCAAGGAUGGAGAGAUCAGCAAUUUCUCGUCUGCUAACAUGGCUGUCAAACCUUUUUUUUUCUUUGAAAAAUGACUCAAACUUAGUUGUAAAUUAAUUCAUUGUGCAAUGCAGAAGAGCAUUAUAGUGUAAAUUUCGAAGAUUAAUUCAUUAUAGAGCUUUCAAAAUUUCCGGCA